GAAGGGGAAAAACAGCAGAAACACUAAGAAUGAGGGAGAGGUGAGGAAUCUCCAGGCUGCUGAAAGCUCCCUAGGUGCAGGUGUGCUGGGUUUAGUGGAGCAGCAGGACCCUGUACUUUCAGAGACCAUGUCCAAUGGAGAGGUGUUGGCCCCCACAGUUCCCUUUUCAAGGGGCUGUAAAGCCAGAGCAAGUCUUCCUGUGGGCCGCUUGAGUGGUCAGACAAGAGAGAGGCCACUUGGUGUGUUGUACCUGCAGUAUGGGGAGGAGACAAAGCAAGUCAGGAUGCCGGCUAGGAUCAGCAGUCAGGACACUCUGCGGGCUCUGUUUGUCACCGCCUUCCCUCAUCAGCUCACCAUGAAUAUGCUGCAUUCUCCCAACAUGGCCAUCUACGUCAAAGACGCCAGCCGCAACAUCUACUAUGACCUGCAGGACAUCAGAAACAUCACAUCCCACUCCUGUCUGAAGGUUUAUCAUAAAGACCCAGCACAGGUGUUCACCCGCCAUGGCAGGCCUGCCAAAACAGAGGGAAGGAUCUCCAAAGAAGUGUUGUACGGUGGUCACAGUCCAGUUAACACCCUGUCAUCUUCCGGCCACAGCACACUGCACAGCCUGCAGGGCUCCAUGUCUCCCCCUUUGGUCCGCUCCACACCCUCCUCUCCCUCCAGGAUGGCAUACAUGGCGGGGGGGGCAGGGGUGUUGGAUCCAGGCAACACCACAUUAUCACGGGUGGUUCGAUCUAGAACCAUCUGCACCAGCAGCAGUGUCAUACUGGAGAGGAGAGAUGUCAGACCUGAUGAGGACGUUGACAGCAGUAAGAUCAAGGCCUUGGUGGUGCGUGGUGAAGGAGGACUGCAUUACCCAGACUCCUACUGCUCCUCCCUGCAGGACGGAGGAGGGGGUCACCACAGCUUUGCCUCCUUCCAAUGCAGUGCUCCUCCCUCUCUCACUGCAGUCAAGUUGGAUGCUGGGGUUGCAAGGAUCCCAGGGGGGUUGCAGCAGUACCGGGCCUCCAUUAAACCCCUGAUGGGCUACGGAGGAGGCAUGGAGCACCCGACCUGCUCCCUCCACAGAGUCGGUGAAAUCAAAAUGAUUGACAGACAGAACACCAGAGGUGUGAGCCUGAUGUCUCUGGAGAGGACGUCACCGAUUCGUCAGUCUCUGCGCCGGAACAGUAAUGGAGCCACUGUGGAGAUCAUAAACAGAAGUGGAGGAAGUGGCUCUUCAUCUUCCACCUCAGCUGUUUUUGUGGGCAGCCCUCUGGUACAACCUGAGAGAUUGUUUCAGGGUCAUGUGACUGCCAGCAACAGCCAGAGUGAGAGAAUUAAAGCCAUGGAGGAGCAGAUAGCCAGUCUAGCGGGGCUGGUACACCAUGCUCUUUCUUUGGGACCAGGAGUCAUGGACACAGUCAGGAGUGUCAUCUGA
This is a messenger RNA of Xiphias gladius (swordfish), 1423 nucleotides long. Its product is annotated as sickle tail protein-like. Gene Ontology annotation, cellular component: cytoplasm. The record is from RefSeq and is a predicted model, not a curated record. NCBI's taxonomy places the organism in Eukaryota, Metazoa, Chordata, Actinopteri, Istiophoriformes, Xiphiidae. The coding region runs from base 128 to 1423 and encodes 431 amino acids. The transcript is spliced from 9 exons.